Messenger RNA from Trichoplax adhaerens, 1416 nucleotides. RefSeq lists its product as uncharacterized. NCBI's taxonomy places the organism in Eukaryota, Metazoa, Placozoa, Uniplacotomia, Trichoplacea, Trichoplacidae. The coding region runs from base 1 to 1416 and encodes 471 amino acids. Gene Ontology annotation, biological process: G protein-coupled receptor signaling pathway. Gene Ontology annotation, cellular component: membrane. Gene Ontology annotation, molecular function: G protein-coupled receptor activity. The record is from RefSeq and is a predicted model, not a curated record. The transcript is spliced from 5 exons.
AUGUUGAACAAACAAGCAUCAGAAGGACUUUCAACUCUCGAUUAUCUAUGUUGUUACGUUGGAAGAUCUGUAACUAUUUGCCAGCCUUUACCAGAUCAGUUCAGUUUAUCAACUUGCUCAGAUAUUUUAUCACAUGGAGUACUACGAGUUUUCAUUUGGCUAAUUGGAGUCCUGUCCAUCAUUGGCAAUAUCGUUUCAAUUAUAUGGCAUACAAAUGGGAAAAACAAGGACUAUAUUAUUGUCAGAUCUUUAAUUAUUAAUCUGUCAACAGCAGAUUUGCUGAUGGGUAUUUACUUGACAACUAUCGCAUCAGCCAACAUCUACUUUUCUGGAGUCUAUGCUGAAUACCACGAAGUUUGGUUACGGAGUACAGUUUGCUCAAUAUGUUCUUUUCUAGUCUCAAUUUCUACUUUCGUGUCGACAUUGGUCAUUUUUCUUAUAACACUGGAUCGUUACUUAUAUUUAGUCUAUCCGUUUCAAAAUUAUCGUCUUUCCUACAGACAGAUAUUCAAUAUCUUCCUUAUUGUUUGGGCAAUUUCUGCCGUAUUUACAGGUUUACCAAUAAUUUAUGGUUUUAAUCAGACACCUAAUAAUCGUUUGCAUAGCGUUAAUGGGGCUUGUUUGCCCGGUAAUAUUAGCAAUCCUUAUCUAUUAUUAUGGCUUUUAUGUUAUUGCGGUGUAACAUUCUUGGCUUGGGCUAUCAUCAGCAUUAUGUAUUCUGGCAUUAUUAUUACAUUAGCAAAAUCUCGUCGCGAGGCAAAUGUUCAAAUUUCCAGAUUAGAUAAAAUAAUUGUAGCAAAGAUGAUUACUAUUGUAGCUACUGAUCUUAUAUGCUGGCUUCCGUUUUAUGCUAUUCUGAUUAUCGGCUUAAUCAACUCUGAGUUGGACACUCAUGUAUUGCCAUUUAUUGCUGUCUUAUCUUUACCGCUUAAUUCGUGUAUUAAUCCAAUAAUUUACACGAUGUUCACUCAAACAUUUUUAGAUCGUUCUAUUAGAAUUGUAAGAUCUCUUGGAAACUGCUGUGAUAAGGUAAAAUGGGCCAGUAGUAAAGAUUUACUUCAAGAUCGGUCUUACUAUCAAAUUGGAAAUCAGAAGACGAAAUGCCUUGAAAAAAUAUCUAUUGCUCGGACUGCUGCAGCAGAUUUUGUUUCAUCUAACUAUUUCAAAGUUAAACUCAUCUAUCAGAGCAAUAAAGAAAGCACAACUGCAUGGCUCAAGUAUUACAGUGAGAAAGAGGCUGGAGAUUGGAAGAAGGAGAAGCAGUUUUAUUGUCAUAUUAAACUACAAGAAAUGCGAGUAGAGAACAUACUACAAUGCCUUUGGGCAUUAGAGCGUCCUAAGUUUAAAAUAGAAAGCCAUAGAUUCAAGAUUCCAGCAAAAUUACAAAGUAAACGUCAAACCGGAAUAGUGCCAUAG